This is a messenger RNA of Arabis nemorensis, 279 nucleotides long. The record is from the annotation of a GenBank genome assembly. Lineage: Eukaryota; Viridiplantae; Streptophyta; Magnoliopsida; Brassicales; Brassicaceae.
AUGAUCCUUCUCUUACUCCCUCUUCGUUUUUGUGGUUUUAAGCAGUUAUCUUGCAUCGAUUGUGGAAACAUGUUUGGGCGAGAUAGUGUUCAGUGGCAUAAUCAGUGCUUGACCGAAGCUGAGAAAUAUGGUCCAAAGAGACCAUCUAGUGGCACACCAUCAAACCCAAAGGAGAACUCGAAACAACAGAUCAAUUUCGAUAUAAAUGUGGCGUUAUCCAACCGUCCUUCAUGGAUUUGUAGGUACUCACAUCUUUGGCCUUCCUUUCAUUUUCUGUAA